This is a messenger RNA of Engraulis encrasicolus (European anchovy), 5325 nucleotides long. It is a transcript of the gene plg, whose product is annotated as plasminogen. Lineage: Eukaryota; Metazoa; Chordata; Actinopteri; Clupeiformes; Engraulidae. The transcript has 38 exons. Gene Ontology annotation, biological process: proteolysis. The record is from RefSeq and is a predicted model, not a curated record. Gene Ontology annotation, molecular function: serine-type endopeptidase activity; signaling receptor binding. Bases 25 to 4938 code for a protein of 1637 amino acids.
UGCAGUGGCUGCCUCUGGCACAACAUGGUCGCGGAUAAAUCUCUCCUAAUAUGUGCACUCCUCUCCACAGCGGUCUGUGGAGCCCUGUCUCAAGGCCUGCAGGCAUAUGUAAAGACGGAUGGGGCUUUGAUUCUGUCAAUGGUAAAAAGGAUGUACUCUGCCAGAACAGCCACUGAGUGUGCAGCUCGAUGUGAUGUAGAAAGAGCCUUCACCUGCAGGUCAUUUGUAUACACAGAGGAAGAUGGAGAUUGUAUGACAAUCCCAGCAAACUCCAAAGUUCAGUCCUUGUUCCCAAGAGCAAACGCAAGACUUUAUGAGAAAACAGAGUAUUUAAAGGAAUGUGUCGAUGGUAUUGGAACAAAUUACAGAGGUACCAAAUCCACAACUAAAUCAGGAAAAACAUGUCAGCAAUGGGGGUCAAGAUCUCCACAUGUGCCCAACAUGAAUCCUCAGAGGUACCCAAAGGCCGAUCUGGAGUUUAACUUCUGCAGGAACCCAGACAAUGAUCUUGGUGGGCCGUGGUGCUACACCACCGAUCGAAACAAGAGGUGGGAGUCCUGUGAUGUAGUGGACUGCGCUAGUAUAGACUCCCCAGAGGAUUGCAUCAUCUGCAACGGUGAGGACUACACAGGCAACAUCUCCAGGACAGAGUCAGGCCAAACCUGUCAACACUGGGAUUCUCAACAGCCACACAGCCAUGGCUACAUUUCUGAUCUUCUUCCCGACAAACAUCUGGAAAAGAACUACUGCAGGAACCCGGAUGGUGAGCCAAGGCCCUGGUGUUUCACGACCAACAAAAACAAGCGCUGGGAGUACUGCAAUAUCCCUCAGUGUGCCUCUGGUCCUCCAGCCACUGAGGAGGAGUACACCUGUAUCACCGGAGACGGCACAUCCUAUCGGGGCACAGCGUCUGUCACCGUCACCGGGAAACAGUGCCAGAUGUGGUCUGCCCAGAGUCCGCACAAACACUUGCACGUGCCAGAAAGCUUCCCCUGCAAAGGGCUCGAGGCAAACUACUGCAGAAACCCCAGCGGUGAGAAACGUCCCUGGUGCUACACGGCAGACCCAGACACCAGAUGGGAGUACUGCACAGUGCCACGAUGCGGAGAGGAGGAGGCCGUGGAGACUGCUGCCGUGGUCCUGGACUGCUACACUGAUAAUGGGAGCUCCUACAGGGGCACCGUGUCAGAAACUGUGAGCGGGAAGAAGUGCCAGGACUGGUCCUCCACGUUCCCUCACCACCACCAGAAAACACCUCAGGCCUACCCACAAGCGGAUCUGCAGAGCAACCUGUGCCGGAACCCAGACAACGACCGAGCCCCCUGGUGUUUCACCACGGACCCCACUGUGCGCUGGGAAUACUGCAGGCUUCACAAGUGCACCAGCAGGAUGAUUUCACACCCAGAGGACAGGCCGGGUCCAGCCGCCAACCUUGUCCCAGCAGUACCAAUAACAGACUGUAAGGUGGAGAAUGGGGAAGACUACAAGGGGCCCACGUCCUCAACCAUCAUGGGCAUCACCUGUCAGGCAUGGGACUCCAUGGAGCCUCAUCAACACGCCAGCUUCACAUCCAUAACACACCCUGACAAAGGCCUGGAGGGCAACCAAUGUCGUAAUCCAGACAGUGAUGUGAAUGGGCCUUGGUGCUACACCACAGAUGAGAAUAAGAAGUGGGACUACUGCCAGAUUCCAGACUGCUCUCAGCAGAAGUGUGGCCAGCCGCACAUUCCUCCUCAAAAGUGCUUCCUCCGUGUCCUUGGAGAGUGUGUGGCCAAACCACACUCUUGGCCAUGGCAAAUCAGCCUCCGCGACAGCUCGGGGACUCCCACCUGCGGAGGAACCUUGAUCGAUGCACAGUGGGUUCUAACAGCUGACCACUGCUUACGACAACAUACUCCCUCCAGCUAUAGGGUCUAUGCAGGGAUCCAUACGAAGCAGGCAACAGAGCCAUCAAAACAAGUGAGAAAUGUUGAAAAGAUCAUCCGUGAACCAUCAGGAAAAGACAUCGCUCUUCUCAAACUUGACAGGCCAUUUGUGUUGAAUGAUAAGGUCUCCCUGGCAUGCUUACCAGAGAAGGAUUACAUAGUUCCAGCCAAUUCAGAAUGCUAUGUAACUGGUUGGGGUUCGACACACGGAACCGGUGGAGAUGAGUAUUUGAAAGAAACUGGAUUCCCAGUCCUCGAAAACACGAUAUGCAACCUGGAUAUUUACUUAAAAGGAAGAGUAAAAGAUCAUGAAAUGUGUGCCGGAAACGUCGACGGGGGUACAGACAGUUGUGAGGGGGACAGUGGGGGACCACUGGUGUGUGUCUCGAAUGACAUCUUCAUCCUUCAGGGAGUGACAUCGUGGGGGCUGGGCUGCGGCAGAGCCAACUCCCCAGGAGUCUAUGUCAGGGUGUCCAAAUUUGUUCAGUGGAUCCAACAGGAACAGCUGAAAAACAAACUACAUGGUUUAAAGGACUUAGCAUCUACCGGAGGGCCUGUUAGCAGUGGCCCCCUCUGCCACAUCAUGGCUGUGUAUAAAGCUCUUUUAACAUGGACACUGCUUUGCACUGUCACUGGAGUAUUCUCAAACGUCCUGGACGAUUAUAACAAAAUCGACGGGACUUGGAUCAUUACCGUGGUCAAGAGAACUUACUCAGUCAACACGGCAGCAGAAUGUGCAGCAAAGUGCAAUGCAGAGGUAGCCUUCCUGUGCAGAUCUUUUGUCUACAUAGAGAAGGAUCAGGACUGCCUGACCCUCCCUUCAAAUUCCAAGAUGGAGUCACUGCUCAGGAGGACAAGUUCAGCCUUCUAUGAGAAGAAAGAGUUCUUGAAAGAAUGUAUCACCGGUGAUGGGAGCAGAUACAGAGGAACAAAGUCGAGCACAAAAUCAGGGAAAAGGUGCCAGCGAUGGGCCUCAACAUUCCCCCAUAACCCCAACAUGACUCCCUCAAAAUACCCCAACGCUGACUUGGAGUCCAACUACUGCCGAAACCCAGAUGGCGACCCCAAUGGGCCUUGGUGCUACACUAUGGACCCGGAAACGAGAUGGGAAUCUUGUGGUAUUCAGGACUGUACUGUGGAGUGCAUGCAGUGCAGUGGAGAGGACUACCGGGGCAAGAUCUCAACAACAGAGUCAGGCUUCACCUGCCAACGCUGGGAUACUCAGACACCACACAACCAUGGCUACCUUCCCUCUGCGCUUCCCGACAAAUACCUUGAAGAGAACUACUGCAGGAACCCGGAUGGUGAACCAAGGCCCUGGUGUUUCACGACCAACAAAAACAAGCGCUGGGAAUUCUGCAACAUCGCUCGAUGCACUUCUGAGCCACCCACAAUUGUCCCAGAGCUUACCUGCGCCACAGGUGAUGGCAGUAACUACAGAGGGACUGUGUCUGUGACCGUGUCAGGGAAGGCUUGUCAGAUGUGGUCCUCACAGUUGCCACAUAAGCACACUCGAACACCAGACAACUACCCAUGCAAAGGCCUUGAAGGAAACUACUGCAGAAAUCCUGACAAUGAAAGAAGUCCUUGGUGCUACACGACAGACGCUGGAACUCGGUGGGAGUACUGCAAGGUGCCCAGCUGUGGAAACGAACCUGCUCCUGAUGAGCCUGUUAUUCCUACGGAGGAGGAGGAAGACUGCUACGUUGACAAUGGCAGCAGCUACAGAGGGGGGAUGUCAGAGACCAUAAGUGGGAAAAAAUGCCAGUUCUGGUCAUCCAUGAGUCCUCAUCGCCAUCAGAAGACACCACAAGCUUUUCCUAAUGCAGACCUGAGGAGGAAUCUGUGCCGGAACCCAGAUAACGACCGCGCUCCCUGGUGCUACACCACCGACCCCUCGACGCGAUGGGAGUACUGCAAGCUCGACAAGUGCUCCACUUCUAAACCACAGCCACAGCCAACCCCGAAACCAGUGGGCCCCAAGCCCCCCAGCCCAGCCACCACCAGUGCUCCAUCAGCUAAAGAUUGCAAGAUUGGAAAUGGCGCCACAUACAGGGGUCAGACGUCCAGGACUGUGAUGGGGGUCACCUGCCAGGCCUGGAGCUCCAUGAGCCCCCAUCAACACGCCAGCUUCACCCCUGAAACACACCCUGACAAAGGCCUGGAGGGGAAUCAAUGCAGAAAUCCAGACAAUGAUGUGAAUGGGCCUUGGUGCUACACUACAGAUCGCACGAAAAAGUGGGACUACUGCCAGAUUCCUGACUGUUCUGAAAGCAAAUGUGGACAACCUGCUACGACUCCCAGGCGAUGCUUUGGCCGAAUCGUCGGAGGCUGCGUGUCUAAGCCUCACUCCUGGCCAUGGCAGAUUAGCUUGAGGACCAGCACUGGCAUUCACUUCUGUGGAGGAACUCUAAUUGAUGCUCAGUGGGUUCUCACAGCUGCCCACUGCCUGGAAAGGUCUAAAAGGCCAUCCGCCUACAAAGUGUACCUGGGCAUCCACUCAGAGAGGGCAUCAGAAGCAUCAAAGCAAGUGAGGGAUGUUGAGAAACUGAUUCUUGAACCAGGUGGAAAAGAUAUUGCCCUUCUUAAGCUUUCCAGACCAGCUAUCCUAAAUGAUAAGGUCAUGGCAGCCUGUUUACCAGAGAAGGAUUACAUCGUCCCCAGUCACACAGAUUGCCAUGUAACAGGCUGGGGUGAGACACAAGGCACCGGAGGGGAGGGCAUGCUGAAAGAAACAGGGUUCCCCGUCAUUGAAAACAAAAUUUGUAACCGACCUGCCUAUUUGAACGGCAGAGUGAAGGACCAUGAAAUGUGCGCCGGAAACAUCGAGGGAGGCACAGACAGUUGUCAGGGCGACAGUGGAGGACCACUAGUGUGCUACGACAAGAAGACAUUUGUUCUCCAAGGAGUGACGUCAUGGGGUCUCGGCUGUGCCAAUGCAAUGAAACCAGGGGUUUAUGCCAGAGUAUCCAAAUUCAUAGACUGGAUUAACACUGAAAUGAAGAAUAACUGAAAUGAAGGUUAACACUUUUGUGUUGUCAUAACGCCAUAUUUUUCUGAUAGUGCCCCUAUAUCUGCAAGUCAAGCCGUGAACACCAAGGUUCACUUCACAUGCAGCAUUUUCAUCGUGUCAGCACAGCCUUUCAUUUUAAGUUUUAAAAGAUUUAUGUUUGAAAAAUGGCAAAUGUUAUUGUCUUAACUGACUAUUAAGACAACAAUGGAGAAAAAGUAAACUGAACAGACAAUCUUGAUUAAAAGAACUCUCAGUACAAUGAGAGUUUUGUCCAGUAGAUUGUACAAUGCAGUGUAAUCUACAGAGUCUGAAGAAUCGUGAGAUUUUUGUGAAUAGCUAUUGGUUAAUGGCAAUGUUGGUAAAAUAAACAUACAGAAAAUUCCUGUU